This is a messenger RNA of Ostrea edulis (European flat oyster), 1732 nucleotides long. RefSeq names its product putative protein-lysine deacylase ABHD14B. The transcript is spliced from 5 exons. Gene Ontology annotation, cellular component: cytoplasm. The record is from RefSeq and is a predicted model, not a curated record. Lineage: Eukaryota; Metazoa; Mollusca; Bivalvia; Ostreida; Ostreidae. Bases 121 to 936 code for a protein of 271 amino acids.
CGAAAGUACCCUCACUCGGAAGGCUUCGGAAUGUACUUUCGCUUUCAUGGUUGCACUUUUUAAAAAGGGGGAAAGAAAACUGUACAGAAUAUAUCUUUUGACCACUGAUUAGAUAUGUAAAUGAGUCCCUCCGGCAUUCACGUCAACAAAACUUUGAUCCUAGUUAUCUUCUCUAUCAUUGUCGGGAUUGUCAUAUUCAAAAACUACAAAUACAUUGGCACUUUUCUGAAGUUUGACGAAAAGAGGGAAGAAAUGAGCAAGAUCCCACAGGAUGCCCUCGACCAUGCCAAAACUUUGAAAGUUGAAAACUACAAGGUUAAAGUUGAGUUGAAGGAUGGCAAGAGUGUUCAGAUCGUUGUCCGUGAGGUCAUUUCACAACCUGGAGUAACUGAUAUUCUCUUCCUCCAUGGACAGGCAUUUUCUUCAGAGGAUUGGGAAAAAAUCAACACCCUGAGGAUAUUUUCUGCUCUUGGAUACCAUCCAGUGGCUGUAGACCUACCCGAGGGAGGUAAGACUCAAAGUGAGAAGACUGAUGUCGGAGACAAGGGAAUGUUUUUGGAGAAACUGAUUUCUACCCUGAAAUUGAAAUCCCCAGUCAUUAUCAGUCCGUCUAUGAGUGGGAGCUACUCUCUACCUUAUCUCUUCAAGGACCCUUCAGCUGUAAAACAGCGCUCCAGAGGGUUUGUCCCUGUAGCACCAGUACACACAAAGGAGUUCACCCCAGAGCAGUACAAAAAUCUCCCAAUUCCAUCUGCCAUUGUCUAUGGAGAGAAUGACCAAACGAUUGGUCCAGUCUCUACUAAAAAUUUAAAGAACCUGCCUAACAGUAAACUCAACAUGAUAAAAGGGGCAGGCCACGCAGCAUGGAUAGACAAACCAGAAGAGUUUCAUCUCAUCUUGUACAAGUUCCUUCUUAGUCUGAGCAGUGAUAACUGAUUUCAUUAAAAGGGAGACAUUCUUGGGUCUUGGGGAGGGUAUGAUCAUUAUUUUCUUUUGUUUCAUGGUGCAAGUUUGAUUUUUUUUUAUUUUUAGUAGUCUGUGUUCUGGAUUGCUGGUGCUCAAUUUUUCUUGUGUAUUUCAUGCUUAAAUUGCAUUCUGUGUAAAUUUUUCAGUGUAUUUUUCAAGGUCAAGAUUUAACAAUUGAUUGUGUAAACAGUAUGAUCUUUUUUUUCCCCCAAACUUUCAAGAUGCCUGCUGAAUGAAGUUACAGUGAUAUAAUGAUUUUGAAUCCUGCAUGCUUAUGGUUACUGUAAGAAAGAGUGUGUUUGUUAUAUAUUUUUAGGCAGUUGUAUUAAAAAGGAGAGGUAUAUAUACAUUGAAGAAGAAUUUCAUUUUGUUUUUAACAACUCUAUGGUAUAAACAUUUGAGACAUUUACAUUUCAAGAAAUGUCAUGUGAAUCCAAGUGCUUUAAACUCUUAAAAUUUUAAUAUAUUUAGUUCUCAAAAUCUAAAGGAGUUAUGUAGUUUUGGAGAAGUUUUGUGCAAAGCUACAAAUGUACAGAAAAACGAUAUCCAGUGCAGUAGUAUAUUAUCUGUUUUAUGAUAUGUACACAUGUUAAAAAUGAUGUUCAGUGAUUAAAUGUGUUCUAUGUAUUUGUCUUUUAUUAGUGUGUAUGCAUAAUUUUGAAAUCACUUGAAAGUAACCUUUUUGCAAGUUUACUGCAUCGAAUGCAUCACCGUACAUAGUAUUCUAGUUACUGGUAUUUACUUCACAUAAAGAUAUUCAUGAAAA